Molecule: messenger RNA, 1901 nt
Organism: Fusarium oxysporum Fo47
Lineage: Eukaryota; Fungi; Ascomycota; Sordariomycetes; Hypocreales; Nectriaceae
Exons: 5
Coding region: 45-1901 (618 amino acids)
Biological process (GO): regulation of DNA-templated transcription
Cellular component (GO): nucleus
Molecular function (GO): DNA-binding transcription factor activity, RNA polymerase II-specific; zinc ion binding
Source: RefSeq, a predicted model, not a curated record
CAUAACACCGCAGCCUCGAUAAUCACCCACCACGUGUCAUUUCAAUGCCAAGAGAACGGAGAAAACCCGCUUGCAACCCUUGCCGGACUUCGAAACUGGCCUGCGACCAUGAGCAGCCCGUAUGUUCUAGAUGUCGGGCCAAAAACCGGGCCAGUGACUGUAUCUAUCGCUCCAGGCCUUUUCAGAAAGUCAAGGGGCCGGCGCGAUCGGGGUUUGCCUCUACCCCAGCACAAUCUCCGGUCCAAACCCCAGUUCAGACUCCAGUGGGCUCGGUAUACGUUUCGGAGAGUCCUAUCCCUUCCUCUGAAGCACCACAAGUUUCAGGUGGUCCACCUGGGGCUGGAAUCGCCGAUUCAGCUUCGGGGGGUAUGCUGCCCAAGCAUCAUCUCUACCCGAACGCCGGAUAUCUUGGAUCUUCUAGUCAUAGUGCGCUCUUCAGUCAUUUGCCUGUUGGGCUUGAGCAAGAAAUAACGGUUGAACACGGUGAUUUCGGACCACAAUCAUUCUCAUCACCUAAUAGCACAGUAAAUGAGGCCCAUAUAGCACAUGGCGCUCAACUCAUUGAACAGCUUUGCCGAUAUGUAGACAUUCCAGAUUGUCUCGACUUGGCCAAGUCAUGGCUUCAAACCGGAGCUAAUCUUGUCUUGGGUGGCAUGUUUACACAGAUCUGCCUUGAGACUAUUGGUCUUGUCUUACUUAGACAAGGAGAGGGAGUCACAGACGCCAAGGAAAUCUCAAGAUGCCUGUUCUACAACUCCCGUCAGCCUCUGCUGACGACUUCGCAUACCAUUCUUGAAGAGUAUAGUGCCCAGUUUGAUCACUUAAAUGCGCGGUGGGAGAGUUAUGAGUCUUGGAGGAGGCUGGGAGAUCUUUCAAGCUCCCUCUUCGCUCUUGGCUAUCACCAGCAGCUCGAGAGCAGUGGACCUAUACCACCGUUCCUCAGAAGCCUACGUCAAGCGGCAUUUGCAUGCUCUUAUUCUGCAGAUAAGAACGUCUCCAUCUUUCUUGGGAGACCCCCACGGAUAUCUAGAAAAUUCUGUCAUUUCCGACAGCUCAGCCUCGAUGCUUACUACUCCUACGAUUGGGCGGCUGAUUCCCAGCUCGAUUUGUUUGCGGACACGCGCUGGGCAGCCCUAUGUGCGAUUCUCAAGGAGGAGAUCAUAGUGGAGCUGUUUGGUGAGGAGCGAUUUGAUAACAGAGUUGAGAAAGCAAGCCGCAUCCAAAACACCGCAGAACUACAAUGGUCAUCAUUACCAAAACAUUUUCGGCUUGACAUGCCCAUGAAGUCUUAUGACCGAUCAGCUACCGAACUAGAUCUCAUGCUCGGAAUUAAGCUCAACUACCUUCACGUGCUAUUUCUCCAGCAUCUCGCGCUGGUCCGUCGAGUCUCGGAACCCGAUACCCAACUCCGCAACAUUGCACAAGAAAUCCUCAGCCUCGUAGUCGAAGCUGUCCUAUUCAAGGAUCAUCUCGUUCACUCUGGCACAUCUCUCACCUGGAAAGUGGUAUACUACGGGUUAGCAGCAGCAGGUGUCAUUUGUUUAUCCUUGCUCCAGAAUCAGUACUCUUUGGAGCAUGAAUUAGCUGCUGCUCCCAAGAUUCUCCGAGACCUCGGCGUGUUGGUCGCUGAAAUUGAAUAUGGGACUUUGGUCUAUAAAGAGGAUGCCAAUUACGCAUUAUUGGCUGGAGCUACACAGACCAUUAAGAAUAUUCUGGAUAACAUAUCCAGAUCCAGACUUGACCAACGGCGUUUGAAUGUACAAGCACCUGACGCGACGGCUCAGGAUGACCCCGAGCUUGGUUCUGCAUCCUGGGACCUAUGGGGUACGGGUAAUCUACAGGACUUUGAUACUAACUUUUGGCUCAUGCUGGCAGAGCAUCCCUUAACAUUCAAUACAUAG